Messenger RNA from Paramormyrops kingsleyae, 3679 nucleotides. It is a transcript of the gene lmnl3, whose product is annotated as lamin L3. Gene Ontology annotation, cellular component: nuclear lamina; nuclear envelope. The record is from RefSeq and is a predicted model, not a curated record. Gene Ontology annotation, molecular function: structural constituent of cytoskeleton. Lineage: Eukaryota; Metazoa; Chordata; Actinopteri; Osteoglossiformes; Mormyridae. Gene Ontology annotation, biological process: nuclear migration; nuclear envelope organization; heterochromatin formation.
CCGCGCACGCCGUGCUCGAGACCUUGUGACGGUGUGAUGUCAUCGCUCACCCUAAUUUUACUCCGUUUCGCUCCGAACAGCUGCUGGCGGCGGAGGGGCUCCACGUUGGAGCCUGGUGGCAAGUAAUACUCCUGUGAACCAGGAAUGAACUUCAGUAUGCAUUGAAGUAGCGCCGCAUUACUAGAGCUUUAAUGUUUUGGAAGUUUUCUUGCCGUUUGGCUUCCCAGCUGUGAAUUUGGGUGUAUAACUUACUGAUACACGCCUUUCUGGAUUUUAUUACUGCUCUAUCAAGGUUGAUGGCGUAGUUUACAAAGUGGUGGAAUCGCUGGUAGACCAGUUUUUAUCAGAUACCAUUGAACUGUUAUAAAGGCGAUAUAAGCGUAGGACGAGCAGGUGCAUUGGGCUCCGAUGGCUUCUGUAACUUCUACGCCGUCCACUUCUACCGGCCGCGCAUCCCGCACGACUAGGCGGAGCAUGGCUGCGGUGUCCCCGUCCGGUGCCGCUACCGGUACCGGCUCCAGUCCCACACGUAUCACCCGCAUUCAGGAGAAAGAGGAGCUCCGGCAGCUAAACGAUCGCUUGGCCGCUUAUAUAGAGCGGGUCCGGCAGCUGGAGAACGAGAAGUCCUCCAUGCAAAUUCUGCUGGAGGAGAAAGAGGAGUCCAGCGCCCGGGAGGUGGGCAGUAUGCGGCUGCUGUACGAGACCGAGCUCGCCGAUGCCAGGAAGAUCCUGGAUACCACUGCCAACGAGAGGGCCCGGCUUCAGAUCGAGCUGAGCCAGCUCUCCGAGGACCAUGCGCGAUUGCAGGCGAGGAAUAACAAGAAGGAGUCGGAACUGACUACCGCUGUCAGCCGGUGGAGAAACCUGGAAGCCGCUCUCAACUCCAAGGAGGCGGAGUUUGCAAAUGUACUGGCUGGAAACCGGAGCUUAGAGAAUGAGAUCUCUGAGCUGAAGACACAGGUUUCCACUCUGGAAUCAGCCUUGCAGGACGCAAAGACUCAGCUCCAUGCAGAGAUGUUGCGGAGGGUGGACCUGGAGAACCAGGUUCAGACGUUGCGGGAGCAGAUGGAUUUCCAAAGGCACCUCAGUGAGGAGGAGAUCAGGGAGAUGAGGAGCCGCCACGAGACAAGGCUGGUUGAGGUCGACUCCGGGAGACAGAAGGAGUUUGAGAGCAAGCUGGCGGAGGCGCUGCAGCAGCUGCGAAGGGAGCACGAGGUGCAGAUCCUCCAGUAUAAGGAGGAGCUGGAGAAGACCUUCUGUGCUAAGUUGGAGAAUGCACAGCAGGCGGCGGUGGAAGGCAGCGCCCUCGUCAGCUCCACGAUGGAGGAGCUCGCCGGCACCAAGCUGAGGCUCGACAGUCUGUCAUCGCAGCUCACCCAGUCUCAGAAGCAGAACUCCGCCCUGGAGAGCCGCUUGCGUGAUCUGGAGGAGCUGCUGGACCGGGAACGGCGGGCCAGCCAGAGGCGGCUGACCGAGAAGGAGCAGGAGAUGGCGGAGGUGCGGCAGAAGAUGCAGGCCCAGCUGGAGGAGUACGAGAACCUGCUGGAUGUGAAGCUGGCAUUGGACAUGGAGAUCAAUGCCUACAGGAAGAUGCUGGAAGGGGAGGAGCAGAGGCUGAACCUGUCUCCCAGCCCCUCGCAGCACGGGGCCGUGUCACGUACACACGUGCAGGCCGCCCGCAGGCUCAGGGGCAAAAAGCGGAAAUUGGGAAGCCGGUCCUCCGGCGGCUCUGGCUACCGGAUCACGCAGCACGCCUCGGCCCGCGGCAGCGUGUCCAUCGACGAGAUCGACCCGGAGGGCAACUACGUGAAGCUGCGCAACAAUUCUGAAAUCGACCAGCCUUUAGGGGGGUGGGUCCUCCGGAAGAGCCACGCGGCCGCCCCCGACGUCGCCUUUCAGGUGCCGCCGUCAUACGUCCUGGGUGGAGGAUGUACUGUCACGAUCUGGGGGGGUGGUGCUGGUGUGGACUCCAAUCCCCCCACUGACCUGGUGUGGAAAACCCAGCGGAACUGGGGGGCGAUGGACGAUGUGCGGAUCGCCCUGGUAAACCCCCGCAGCGAGCAGGAGGUGGCAGAGCGGAGGCUGACUCGUGUCCCAGGAGGCGGCGAUGGCGAGUCAGAGGCGGAGCUCGAGGACGAGGAGGCGAUAACAGGAAGUGAGGCGCAUCUACGGCGACAGCCCAAAAGAAGAAAAAAGAAAUGUUGUUUGGUGUCGUGAGCCACACCCCCCUCUGUGCGGGGGCCCCUGCUGGAGGGCCGGAUGGGACCGGAUGAAGCCAGCUGUGCAGUAAUGUAGCACCUCUGGGUCGACCUAGAAACCCGAAAUCUGGGCGGCAGAGGGGUGUGGGACAGCCUCUGCUCCCUCUGAAUCCAUCCUGUGCUGUGACAACAUAACAGUAUUCUGGGUAUUUUUGAUGAAAUCUGUAGCAAAAUGUAACCGUCCUUGUUUCGGUCAUUGUUUCUGAAGUAUUUUUUCGGCCACACCUGACCUUCACCUGACCUUCUUGAGGGGAAACCCUCUAUGCAGGAUUUUGACAUGCAUUGGUAGGGUUGCUUGUACUAAACUUGGCAUUCUCAAUGUACCGAUUAUAAACCAUUUGAGAAACUUGCUGUUCAUUAUGGUAUGAAAAGAAGUUAAAGUGCCAUGCAGGGUGGUCUACCAUGAGCCUGAGCCGGUUUUAAGCCCCCCCGUGCUCAUAACCUCACUUAAACGUAGCCGUUUUGUUAUCCUGGAAAUGACUCACUUUGUCAUGCUGCCUCCUUGCCAGCAGAGGGAGCCAUCCCACUAGGUGACAGUCAGUAAUGUGCUUUCAGUUUCAGUGAGCCUCCCAAAGCCUUGCUGCUCAAAUUUGUCCUGGUUUUGGCACUUUUCACUUUGGUUACUGACUCUCCAGCAGCACCUAAAGACAUGUGACUGUGCCUUAAUUGGGCUAUAAAUAUUUGAAUGUUUAUUUAUUUUCCUUUGUCAACUUUAGAGGGUCCUAUGGGAACCUUUUGAAUGCUGUGUCUCUUGCUUAUCCAACUUACCUAUUUAAAUUAAAGAAUACCUUUAAACUGAAUUUUUCCAGUUUGCUGUUAGUAGUAUACUCGUAUUUUGCUUUGUAAACAUACUCCAGAAUAUUUGCAGCUCAUCCUGGCCUAUGAGCCAAACAUACUUUUUAAUGUGAAGGUUGAGACGAGCCGAUUCAGUGACAUUCUGCCAGCGUUCUCUAGGAUUUGUUGCGUGCAAGGUAGUGAUGGGAGAGAUGAGACCCCUGCAGGUGGUGGGUGGGGCUGCCGCCCACUGUCCAAUCACUGCCUGACAGCCCAGCAGGAGCUGACCAGUGAAAUCUGCAGCACUGUGAUUUCCAGGGCGUAAUCCCGCCCCCUGAACCCGCUUCCUUCCGUCACAGCCUCCUAGUGGACGGAGGAGCGUUUUAUCAGAAAGUUAGCCUUUCUGCCCUUCCCACUGUACACUGUUGGCAAUGCCUAAAUGCUGCUUUGGAAAUAAUUUGCCUUUACUUAGUUAAAAGCUAUAUUUGACAGACUGUACAAGGAUUGCAAUGAAUAACAUGAAAAGUCACAGAAGUUCUCGGCAGUUGCUUUACUGAAAUGGCAGCUUCUGUUUAUCCAUUGUCAGGCACUGACAUGUACAGAACACAAUUUUGUAUCACUUUAAUAAAGGUUUUUAGUUAAACUGA